Molecule: messenger RNA, 753 nt
Organism: Saccharomyces kudriavzevii IFO 1802
Lineage: Eukaryota; Fungi; Ascomycota; Saccharomycetes; Saccharomycetales; Saccharomycetaceae
Gene: SGN1
Product: Sgn1p
Exons: 1
Coding region: 1-753 (250 amino acids)
Molecular function (GO): RNA binding
Source: RefSeq, a predicted model, not a curated record
AUGUCCCAAAAAGAAAAAGUCAUUAUUGACACAGUCUCAAAGGCUGAAGCUUCAAACAGUAAAAACAACAGCAAGCAAGAAUUUGAACUGGAUGAGCUUGUAGGAAAACUGUCUAUCGAAGGUGCCCCUCAAGUAUCACAAAAGCUAAGUAAAGAAGAGAAACAUGCUCACCAGCUUGAGGCAGACUCUCGCUCCAUAUUCGUUGGCAACAUUACUCUAGAUGUUACCCCGGAACAAAUAGAGGAGCAUUUCCAAGACUGUGGUUUGAUAAAAAGGAUAACGCUACUUUAUGAUAGAAAUACGGGUGCACCAAAGGGUUACGGUUAUAUUGAAUUCGAGAGCCCAGCAUUUCGAGAAAAGGCCCUCCAAUUAAAUGGAGUAGAACUUAAUGGUAAAAAAAUUGCAGUCUCCAGAAAAAGAACUAACAUUCCAGGAUUUAAUAGGCAUCAAAACUCACAAAAUCAGUACUUUCAACAAUGGCAAUGGAAUUACCCUUUAAUGGCUUACCCCAAUCCCGAUACUUUGCCUUACUAUCCACCGUAUCCUCCAAACCAAUCCCCGAACCAAAGCUUUGGAUAUAAUAAAAUUGGCUAUUAUAGAGGCUCCUACAAUAAUAAGCACAGAAAUCAUCAAAAAAAAAAUCACAACGGUACAAAAGACACUUCCAAUAAUAUCAGACCUUCCACCCAAAAAUCUGUUGUCACGCCUUCUGAUAACGAUAAAAGUGCUACACAAAAAGAAUAUUCUGAAUAA